GUCUGUAAGUCUCGUCAGCUGACCAACGAGAUUUGACGAGAUUAUUAACUUCCGGGUACCUCGAGCGAUAUGGCGUUAUCGAUAUUGUAUUGGGCAAACUAUGUUGAGGGUUUAACAAAGAUUAAAAGGAAAAGUGAAGCUGCAGUUGAGUCUCAGAGGGUUCUCCGUUUCGCGUUUGACGAGUUGCGUGUCAUUACUGCCAAUGUUCAAGCAUCAAUGAGGGACACAUCAUACAAAGUUCAGAUAUUCCUUGAAUCUGAAGAUAACGGUGUGGUGGAGUCAUCAUCAUGCGAGUGUCCUAUGGGGAGGUAUAAGUGUCAUCAUGUGGCAGCAACUCUCCUUUAUGGAUAUAAGAAGGCAAGCAAAACCGACAUAAAAUGCAGUUGGUUAAAACAUCCAAAGUCAGUACAGCCAAAGGUGACAACAACCAUGGAGGAAUUAUUUCCACCAAAACAACCAGGAUACAGGGAGAAGCUUUCAAUGUCCCCAGAGCAAAUUAUCCAGACUGCAUGGACCACAAUAGGGCAGAGGGAAAAUACCUUGUGGGCCAAAGUUCGCAAGCUGCGUUUCACAGCAUCCAAUUUUGGACAAAUUGUUACAGCUGUUCGAAAAAACAGGUUAAACAUGUCCUUGAAAAAAAGACUACUGAGUGCAUACAACUUGGAAAAAAGAGCACCAAUCCAAUGGGGACUUGCCCAUGAGAAGACUGCAAUACAAGAAUACUGCAAGGUCUUUGAAGUGAAUGUUUUAGAGACAGGAAUUUGGCUUCAUGAGUCUGGGCUACUUGGAGCCUCUCCAGAUGGCUUUGUUCAAGGAAAUCCAAAGAACAUCACUGAACGAGUCCAUCAACAAGAAAAGAACUCAACAUUGCUGUCACCUGACAUUGUUGAGGUGAAAUGUCCAUUUUCCGCCAGAUCAAUGACAAUCAAAGAAGCUUGUUCAAAUGUGAAGGAUUUCUUUCUAGAUUGUAAUCCAAGUGAUAAUUCACUUCACCUCAGAACACAACAUGAUUAUUGGCACCAGAUCCAAGGACAGUUGUACCUGACAGGAACACAGUGCUGUGACCUAGUAGUGUGGACUCAGGCAGACAUUCAAGUUGUUCGUAUCGAGAAAGAUGCAUCAUGGUCAUCAAACAUCUUGAACAUGAUCGAGUUUUAUUAUAAAGUGUUUCUGCCAAGUUUAUGAUUCAUUUUGUCUGUUAUUCUUUGUCUGCAUGUCUGUGGUAUAAUAAAUAAAUAAAAUAAAUGAGAAAAUGGUUCAGUAACUUUUGUUAAUCAAA
Molecule: messenger RNA, 1279 nt
Organism: Magallana angulata
Lineage: Eukaryota; Metazoa; Mollusca; Bivalvia; Ostreida; Ostreidae
Exons: 7
Coding region: 70-1185 (371 amino acids)
Molecular function (GO): zinc ion binding
Source: RefSeq, a predicted model, not a curated record